AUGCCACCACCACCACCACCUCCUGCUCCUUCCCACAUCCUUCCGAAACGCUACACCCGCGACUACUGCCCGCACGACAGCCCCUCCUGCAUCCCACUCACCAUCGUCAUCGUCGUCGUCGUGCUCGUCGUUUUGCUGAAGUUGGGCAUCCUUUUUACGCUGUUUGCGCUGCAUCGGCGGCGCAAGGAACGUCGCGCUCGUGCUCGCGCCAAUGAAACUAGACAGAUGGGAGUGAAUGGAAUGGCGCAGAGGGAAACGCAGGGCUUUGGAUUCGGGGAUAUUAGCCCGGACGCGGUGCAAGAAGAUCGAAAACAGGAGCAAGAGAGGAAGAGCGAGGAAUGCAGUUAUGGGGGAAGUGGAGGGCGGAUGUCGCCGCCGCCGCCCUACGAGUACGCGCUCUUCCCUGCGCAGACGCAAGCCGAGGGGAUUCAGAGGCCAGAGCCUGCGAGAUUGGAGGGACGGGGGGAGUGUGCGGUUAAGGAUGGGAGGCACUGCUACAGUACCGAGCUCGGGUGUGAGAGGCUGGGCACUACGGCGGUGGAUCGCACGGGAUCGUUGGAGAAGCCUGCUUCCUGGUUGAUAGGGAUGAUGGGAUAUAUGGCAGAGGAGUGUGUGGUCGUGAGCGUCUGGAGGAAUGUUGGGACGGGAAGAUGUAGCUCUAUCCGAAACCAGCAACACGCAUCUGCUCCUCCUGUUGCCUGGACUCGCACUCGUGAAAAGGGCACGAAGCAAGCACACUUAGCAACAUUGAAAGGAGAAAAAGACCGCCAAAACCGACAUGGCAAAAUCUAUCACUACUUUGACAAGAGAACUUGGUCAUACCCUCAUACGUAG
This is a messenger RNA of Westerdykella ornata, 834 nucleotides long. RefSeq lists its product as uncharacterized. The transcript has 3 exons. The record is from RefSeq and is a predicted model, not a curated record. The coding region runs from base 1 to 834 and encodes 277 amino acids. Lineage: Eukaryota; Fungi; Ascomycota; Dothideomycetes; Pleosporales; Sporormiaceae.